CGCCUCCCCCAGUUUGCUCCCCCCUAAUUCCCUCCCUGUUAAUGUGCUCCCCCAAUCCACUUUCCAAACCUCUCCCCCAUCCCUGCUGCCUCCCCACUCUCUGUCCCCAGGACCUCAAGGGCCAGUACUGGACGGACGAUGACUCCGACGGGGAUAACGAGUCCGAGGAGUUCCUCUAUGGCGUGCAGGGGACCUGCGCCGCCGACCUGUACCGGCACCCGCAGCUGGACGCCGACAUCGAGGCCGUGAAGGAGAUCUACAGUGAGAAUGCUGUGGCUGUCAGGGAGUAUGGGACCAUCGAUGACGUGGACAUCGACCUCCAUGUGAACAUCAGCUUCCUCGAUGAGGAGGUGGCGACAGCAUGGAAGGUGCUGCGGACGGAGCCCAUCGUGCUCCGCCUGCGCUUCUCCCUGUCCCAGUACCUCGAUGGCCCCGAACCGUCCAUUGAGGUUUUCCAGCCGUCCAACAAGGAGGGCUUCGGGCUGGGUCUGCAGCUGAAGAAGAUCCUGGGCAUGUUCACAUCCCAGCAAUGGAAACAUCUCAGCAACGAUUUCCUGAAGACCCAGCAGGAGAAGCGGCACAGUUGGUUCAAGACGAGCGGCACCAUCAAGAAGUUCCGUGCUGGUCUCAGCAUCUUCUCACCCAUCCCCAAGUCUCCCAGCUUCCCUGUUAUCCAAGAUUCAGUGCUGAAGGGCAAGCUGGGCAUCCCUGAGCCUCGUGUGAACCGCCUGAUGAACCGCUCCGUGUCCUGCAUGGUGAAGAAUCCCAAGGUGGAAGUUUUUGGCUACCCACCCGCCAGCACCCAGGCAGGUGUUGCCCCCUUCAACAUCCUGGUCGGUGGCCACUGCAAGAACAUCCCCACGCUGGAGUACGGCUUCCUCGUCCAGAUCAUGAAGUACGCAGAGCAGCGGAUCCCAACGCUCAACGAGUACUGCGUGGUGUGUGACGAGCAGCACGUCUUCCAGAACGGCUCCAUGCUGAAGCCAGCUGUGUGCACCCGGGAGCUCUGCGUCUUCUCCUUCUACACCCUGGGCGUCAUGUCCGGCGCGGCUGAGGAGGUGGCCACCGGUGCUGAGGUGGUGGACCUGCUGGUGGCCAUGUGCCGCGCUGCCCUCGAGUCUCCUCGCAAGAGCAUCAUCUUUGAGCCUUACCCCUCUGUGGUGGACCCCAACGACCCCAAAACUCUGGCCUUCAACCCCAAGAAGAAGAACUAUGAGCGGCUGCAGAAGGCUCUGGACAGUGUGAUGUCCAUCCGGGAGAUGACCCAGGGGUCCUACCUGGAGAUCAAGAAGCAGAUGGACAAGCUGGACCCCCUGGCACAUCCUCUCCUGCAGUGGAUAAUCUCCAGCAACAGAUCCCACAUUGUCAAGCUGCCUCUCAGCAGGCAGCUGAAGUUCAUGCACACCUCCCACCAGUUCCUCCUGCUCAGCAGCCCCCCGGCCAAGGAAGCCCGGUUCCGCACGGCCAAGAAACUCUACGGCAGCACCUUCGCUUUCCAUGGCUCUCACAUUGAGAACUGGCAUUCCAUCCUCCGCAAUGGGCUGGUCAACGCCUCUUACACCAAGCUGCAGGUACUGCUCUGCUCCCUGCACCCAGCGCACCCCAGGGCAGCAGGCGGGCAGGGAGGGGGCAGGAAGGCAGGGAGGGGGCAGACACUGGGAAUUGACAGGCUUCCUCCACUGCUGCUGUGCCCGAGCUGUUGGGGUGAUCCCACCAUGCUCACCCUGGUAUUUUCCUGCAAGCUGCAUGGAGCAGCCUAUGGCAAGGGCAUCUAUCUGAGCCCCAUCUCCAGUAUUUCCUUUGGAUACUCAGGAAUGGGGAAAGGGCAGCACCGGAUGCCGUCGAAGGAUGAGCUGGUGCAGCGGUACAACCGGAUGAACACGAUCCCCCAGACCCGCUCCAUCCAGUCCCGCUUCCUCCAGAGCCGCAACCUGAACUGCAUCGCGCUUUGCGAAGUGAUCACCUCCAAGGACCUGCAGAAACACGGCAACAUCUGGGUCUGCCCUGUCUCGGACCACGUCUGCACACGCUUCUUCUUUGUGUAUGAAGAUGGCCAAGUGGGAGACGCCAAUAUCAAUACUCAGGACCCCAAAAUCCAGAAGGAGAUCAUGCGUGUGAUCGGGACUCAGGUGUACACAAACUGACUGGCGGCAGUGACGGGGGGACCCGGGACCCCCGGGCCCUGAGUGAGCCCCGGGCGAGGCUGGGCAGGGGCCGAGCGGGUUUGGAGCCCCCCAGGCAGGGCAGAGCUGGGGCAACACUGGCACCCUGUGAGCACCAGGCGGGUUCAGCCGUCCCUUGUCUCCUCCCUGUCCCCUCCCCACUGUCCCCGACCCUGUGGCAGCGUGGAGAAGGAGCCGUGGGUCCGGCGUGGCUGGGGCCGCCCCUCUUGGCUUUGGCAGUGACGGUGUUUUUAUCAAUGGUGAGAAACUGAAGCAAAAAAAAAAAACGACCAACCAAAACAAACCCAAAAACAUAGGCAAAAAAAAAAAAAAGAAAAGGAAUUGGUGUUUGUGGAUUUAACUGAGAUUAAAGUGUGGGGCAUGGGAAGGGGAAGCUGGGGAAGGGAUGGGGGCACGGGGAGGGAGUG
Messenger RNA from Ficedula albicollis (Collared flycatcher), 2590 nucleotides. RefSeq names its product poly(ADP-ribose) polymerase family member 6 (gene PARP6). Gene Ontology annotation, cellular component: nuclear envelope; membrane; endoplasmic reticulum tubular network. The transcript has 20 exons. The coding region runs from base 42 to 2144 and encodes 700 amino acids. Gene Ontology annotation, biological process: endoplasmic reticulum unfolded protein response. Lineage: Eukaryota; Metazoa; Chordata; Aves; Passeriformes; Muscicapidae. Gene Ontology annotation, molecular function: protein serine/threonine kinase activator activity; kinase binding; NAD+ poly-ADP-ribosyltransferase activity. The record is from RefSeq and is a predicted model, not a curated record.